This is a messenger RNA of Branchiostoma floridae (Florida lancelet), 4644 nucleotides long. RefSeq names its product stress-induced-phosphoprotein 1-like. NCBI's taxonomy places the organism in Eukaryota, Metazoa, Chordata, Leptocardii, Amphioxiformes, Branchiostomatidae. Bases 140 to 2374 code for a protein of 744 amino acids. Gene Ontology annotation, molecular function: metal ion binding; RNA binding; protein binding. The transcript is spliced from 23 exons. The record is from RefSeq and is a predicted model, not a curated record.
CAAAAUUCUUCUUGCGUGACGUCAGGCCAGUUCGCGCCAUUUGUCACGUGAGCUAUGAACAAAAUGGCGACGUCCAUGUUUUGAAAUUUCCUUGGUCACUUUUUGUCUCAAAAGUUACAAAUCCGAAAGGUGGUUUGAUAUGAAGUUGACGCGUGAUGAAGCUUAUGAGGUCCUGGAACUGCCACUUGGAGCUGACGGGGACUCCAUCCGCACUAGUUACAAGCGUCUGGCGCUGAAGUGGCACCCAGAUAAACAUGCCAACGAUCCAGAGGCCACAAAAAAAUUUCAAGAAGUGUCUGCUGCCUAUAAAAGAUUGUCAGCUGAUGACGAUGAUGACAGUGACUUUGAAAUGAGUCCUCAAGACAUGUUUGACCUGUUUGCAAGGAUCUUCAUGGCCAGCCGGCUUAAUAUGUUCGUGCCUCUAGGUGGCUUCAACCCUUAUAACGGCCACUUUGAAUCAGACAGCAGUGACUACACAUCUGAUGAUGGGGAUACAGACAUUCUCAACAUCAUGGCUGACAAAAUCAAACAGAGAGUAGAUGCACGGAGAUUCAACAAACAGCCGGAUGUUGGCAGACCUGCUCAUAGAUUGACAGAAGAUCAAGCUAGAAAAAAUGCAGAGGAACUUAUAGCUGAAGAGGAGAAAAGGAAAAAGGCAGCAGAGAAGAGAAGAGCUAAGAAAAAGAGAAGAAAGGAAAAGAAAAGACAAGAAAAGGAAAAGAAAGAAAAAGUAGAUGAAAAAAUUGUAGAACCAGAAGAAGGAGAAGAGGAAGAUACAGAUGAGCCAGAAGAUGCAGAUAGUAAAAAGUCCUUCCACCAAACAGAUAAGAUAGUAGCAAAUGGGAAAGUUGAGUCUUCCACAAAAAAUCCCAUGAGUGAUAGCAGAAGUAAAAAGAAGAAAAAGGAUAGCAAAAGAGUUGUAGAUGAGUCCUCAUCUUCAGAAGAAGAGGAGCCUUUUUUCGACCCAAAUAGUGCAUUUGUGGCCAAUGCUGCCAAGAAAAGUGUGCAAGCUGCAGCAGCAUCCAGCAGCAAAAGUGCAGGUCCCUCUAAAAAAGAAAAGGCAGUUAAUGGCCAGGAGAGAGGUAGAAAAGAGAGAAAAGAGCAAGAAGAAGAAACAAUAGAAGAGCUAGACCCAGUAGUUUUAAAAAGCAGACAGAUUGCAGUACGUGGAAAUGAGAUGGCAAACCAUGGGCAUUAUGGUAAUGCAGUAGAACUCUUCACAGCAGCCAUUAAGUUGGACCCCUCAGACUUCAGGUUCUUUGGGAAUCGAUCCUACUGCUUUGACAGGAUGGGCCUCUAUGACAAGGCUCUGUCGGAUGCAGGGAAAGCCAUAGAUAUCGCCCCGGACUGGCCAAAAGGAUACUUCAGAAAAGGUCGUGCCUUGGCAGGAUUAAAAUUAUUUGCAGAUGCCGAACGAGCAUUUGAAAAGGUGCUAAAACUGGACAGGAACUGUGAAGAUGCCAUGCAAGAACUUCUAAGAGUCAGGACUCAGCAGCUUAUGGAAAUGGGAUUCUCCCGCCAACAGAGCGAACAUGCAAUCCGGGUGCAUGGAACAGUUCAGGCAGCUUUAGACUCUCUACUAGCAGGUGUUGUUCAGGAAUCUAGUCUCUCUCAAGAAGUUUACCUGUCUGAUGAAGAAUUUGACCACUAUAGCAACGUGCCUACAUUCACAGAAGUCCUCCCAUCGGGGACAGCCAGGGCUGGCAGUACAAAGCCUCCAGUGGACGGUGUAACAGCUCUCUGGGUGGGCAAUGUACUUCCUAAAGUCAAAGAAGAGCAAAUAAGAAAAUUAUUCAAAAAAUAUGGGGAGAUCACAAGUGUGCGCAUGCUGUCCGACAGAUACUGCUGCUUUGUCAACUUCAGAUCAAAAGAUGCUGCAGAGUUGGCAUUGAAAGGGCUACAGGGACAUGAGUUAGAAGGCCAACACCUACUGAUAAAGUACCCGGACAACCCCAUAGUUAACGGACAGCGCACCACAGUCCUGAGGAAAACAAACAUCACCGUCCCCACAACAACACCAACCAACAGCACCACCACAGUCAAGCCCACCUCUGCUAUCCCACAACAGCCCAAAGCUAAACAACCUUCCAACAAUCAGAAGAGCCAAGCUAACAGGGAACAGCAACGGGAACAACAGCAGUCACGGGGGAAAGCAAACCCGGCCAUGCAGGUGGCCACUGCUCAGCAGAACAGCAUGAGGACAGAACAGCCCACCCAGGCACUAGAAUUGGACAAGAAGUCAGGGCCAGUAAAAACAACCAAAGGGGAUGAGUGUUACUUCUGGCGGACCACAGGUUGUCAUUUUGGGGACCGCUGCAUCUACCAGCACAUUCCAGAGAGCAAGGGCUGUGAGAAGAAGCCCUGGCAUAAAUAGCCAUUCCCUCCCUCCACACACUCAUGUACAUGGAGAAUGUCACAUCAUGGAAUAAGCUUACACAGCAUUGAUAGAGGUGCUGGGAGUGUCUGAAGCAUUCACAAAGAGACUAGUAAAGAAAAACCCAUGUUUACUUGUGAAGAUUGUCCAAGGUAUGGAUUGUGGAGUGUCUCGUAGGCAGACAAAUGUGAUGGCUGUAUUCUGGUAUGGCAGGACAUCCCAAGACCUCUACUGAAAUGUGUGGCUUUGUUGAUAUAUAUUUUUUUUAGAACUGUGCCAGCUGAAAAUUCAAUCUCUGGUAUACUUUGUAAGGUCACAGUACAUGUACAUCUCACAGCUCCUGAAGAAUUAACCAUUUACUCAGACACUGCAAGAUAAGUGUUACAAUAUCCAAGUGUUACAGCAUAAACAUGCUACCUGGUACUUUUGUACUGUAUAUGAAUAGUCCAUCAAUUUAAAGGUCAUUAUUUAGUGAAAUAUUAGCCUGCGCGUAAUUUAUUCUUCAAAAUAAUCAUGCAUCGGCAAGAAAUUAGUUAUCUUUUCAUGGUCCUUUGCACCUGCCUUUUGUUUGUUUAUCUGCAUACAGUAAUAUGUUUGGUUGAAUUUUGGUGUGGAAAACCUGCCAAUGGGUCGCAGCUGCCUAUAGUUUACCCAAGAGCAAACAAGCCCUUUUCUCUGUGUCCAUUCCUAUGCAAGCUGAGGAGCCCAACUGACAAGUUUGGUUGGCUAAGGGGUUUGUGUACCACUCUACAUUUGAUGUAUCAUGGUGAUUCCCAUGGCUGACACUCCCAGUUGGACAAAACAUCCACACUUUGGUUCAGCUGCUUACAAAGGUCUUUUUCCAGGGACUUUUGAACAUACAUUUAACUCUUAGUUAGAACACUUUUUGCACAACCUGGGUUUCCAGCUUGACAUUCCUGUUAUUCGCAAGAAAACUUGUGAUGUAACAUUGAUGCUGUUACACUAUUGUCAGCUGUAGAAGACCAAAUCUACAUUCUGUCUACGGCAUUCCAUGUGGACCUUAAUUGCAACCUUAGUGCAGAUGUUGUCUUGAAUCCAGGACCCCCAAAACAUUAUGGAAGUCCAAGCUAGGAAUCUUGCAGCUUGACCAUAGAUAAUGUAGCAGGUUACUGGCCACAAGCCCUGGUAGGUCCCAAGGUAGCAUGGGACCAAUUCAUAGCUUCCAUUUCUGAUAUUUCCUUAUUGAAGAGUUUCUGUAAUCAUGAUCUAAUUAUUGAUCCUGUCAGCCAAUCGACUUGAACCGUUAUUAUGUACUAACCAAAAACAUUUAUUUUUGUUGUUUUCUUUAUGCACACUGUUGUUAAUGUUGCUGUUUUUGUUGUCCAGGCAACUGUAAGAUGAGGAUGGCCAGGAAGGGUCUUGAAUGAAGGCAUAUAAAAAUGUUCCAUUCCUACUACCGGUAUUGUUUCUCAGCCAGCUUCUGAUAACAUAUUUUAGGCCAUCUACCUUUCUUCAUCAGGAAUGUUGUGCAAUUCGAUAAAUUUCACGGCAGUUUUGUCCAUUUGCCCCACACAGUAUGUCCUUCCUGGUCUAACCUCAAGUAUGGGCAAUCCAGUUUUGAGUAAAAGUACACAGUAUGUAAGUUGCUUAUGAUAAUUAAAGCUAUGCAUUACUACACUAGACAUGAAAAUUUAUUAACACUUGGAGUGCAUAUUGUACUUCAGGAUUGCAGGGCUAGGCUCAAUGUCAAUGAUUUCCUCUGUGAUAUUGAUUUGUUUUACAAGUUGAUAAGAAGAAUACCAUUUCUUCCAUCUUGUUAUGACAGCAGAUGUGAUGGUAAUACAAUGUGGAGAAGCCAUCCUGUGGUGUACGUGGAAAUGUCAUGAUCUUUGAGAUGCCAAUCACUUAUAAUAUAGAUUAACACAGUGCCAAGAUAGUUGCAGCUUUAUUGCCAAGUUAGAUAUAGAUGAACCUAUAUUGUUUGUCCAUCCAAAUUAAGUACAAGGUCAUUGCCUCAGCUGCUGGGUAAAUGUUACCUGUUCUAGAUAUUGCUUGACUUAUACAAGAACAUAGCAUUUUGGAAAUGAGUAAAUUCUAAGGGUUUUCAUGCAUUAGCUCACAAGCUGAGGCAAUACCUUAACUUCUUUUUGUUUCUUUGUACAUGAAAAGUUUUCUCCUGUCAAACAAAUGAAUGAUUCUCUGCUCAAGUAACCCACAAAUGUUGCUAAUAAGAAGAAGCAAAAUAUCUGAUUUUUAUACUGAAUGACAGGUGAUAAUAUCUGGCUUAAUAAACAGCUUUAUGCAGAAAU